UGGCGUACAGGGAAUAUUGUUUAAUUUUCCUAUGGUCUUUUUGGAGAACGACUAUAGAUGUUCGGACAGCACAGCACAAGGAUUCCACGGUUAUUCGUCGCCCGCCAAAGUCAGGGUCUUGCACGGAGUCUCUCCCAUGUCGCUUGCAAGCACAACUUUCGCCGGGAAUUAAGGCCCUUUUUCACAGUUUAUGUUAAGCAUGCAGAGUGGUGUUUAUGGGAAUUUCUUUUGGAUUUCUUUGGUUACGAAGGCGACGCAUGGUUCGCCUCCAGACGCGGCCGGGAGCGAUGACUUAUACCUCAAGGCACUGGGUGUUUUGUAUUGCUGGUUUCUCUAUUUGGCAUUUGGGGCACCAAACGCGAGGGGCUCCUUGGGGGUUGUUUUACGAGCAAUGGAGUUUGACAUCUUGGCUUCGGGAUGAAAACCGCGUGGUGGCUGGUGCGCCGGGUCGCGAGGCUAGAGGAUACAAAACGAUACCCUCGAGGCCUUUUCCACGCGCGCGGACAAGGACAGGGCGAACCACUGGCGAAGGCACAACAAUCACAUCAUAUCCAGGGAUAGCAUCAUUAGGGAGUUUUUGUUAGGCACGGCACUGGAUGGUCUGAGAUGGGCCGUGUCGAAUUUUAUUCAUGACAGAAAAACCGUUACCGGCUGUGGUUCC
Molecule: messenger RNA, 661 nt
Organism: Microdochium trichocladiopsis
Lineage: Eukaryota; Fungi; Ascomycota; Sordariomycetes; Xylariales; Microdochiaceae
Exons: 1
Coding region: 216-584 (122 amino acids)
Source: RefSeq, a predicted model, not a curated record